CCCCGCCCCGCCUCUCCCCUCGCGCUCCCCGUGUCCCGCCCUCCGUUUGCUCCGAGUCGCACCGGAUAAACACCUCCGCUGCCAUGUCCGACUCGAAGUACUUCGCCGCCACCAAGAGGGGCGAGUUGCCCGAACUCAAGCAGGGCCUCCACUCGAACAACAAGAAGGAGCAGCUGGCCUCCAUGAAGCGGAUCGUGGCCAACAUGGCACUCGGCAACGACCUGUCCGCGCUCUUCCCCGACGUGCUGCAGUGCAUGCGGUCAGAGAUGCUCGAGAUGAAGAAGAUGGUGUACCUGUAUAUCGUCACCUACGCCAAGGCCCGCUCGGAGCUGGCCCUUUUGACGGUCAAUUCCUUCGUCAUGGACGCCUCCAAGAACCCAAACCCCCUGAUCCGGGCCCUGGCCUUGCGUAAUAUGUCAUACAUCCCGGUGGACAAAAUCAACGAGUCCCUGGCCCAGUGUCUGCGCCAGGCGGUCAAGGAUGAGGAUGCCUAUGUUCGCCGCACGGCCGCCAUGUGCAUCGCCAAGCUGCAUGAGCAUGAGCCGGACAUGGUCCGCAAUGAGGGCUUUUUCGAGAUCCUGCAGGAGAUGAUCGCCGACAAGAACCCAAAUGUUGUCGCCAAUGUCCUGGCGGUCAUUGCUGACAUCAACCUCCGGAGCAGCGAGUCGCUGGCCAUCCACUUUGCAUACAACAUCGUGCGCGAGCUGCUGACCGUCCUGAAUGAGUGCACCGCCUGGGCGCAAACCUACAUCUUGGAGUCGCUGGCUACCCAUUACAACCCGGUCAAUGGGGCGGGCGAAUUCAAUGAUGGCAUCACCGUGGCCGAUGUGGACGCCCUUGCGGCGCUCAGCUCGCCGCGCCUGUCGCACGCCUCCCCCAGUGUGGUCAUGUCCUGCAUCCGCUUCCUGAUGCGCCUUUAUGACCACCUCUCCUCAACCGAGCAGCGCAACGCCCUGUCGAAGAAGAUUAGCGCGGCCACCGUUGCCAUCAUGGCCUUCCCCCUGCCGGAGGUUCGGUAUGUGGCUCUCCGCAACACCAGCCUCCUGAUCCAGAAGUGUCCGAACAUGUUCGACGGCGACAUCAAGGUGUUCUUCUGCGACUACAACGACCCGAUCUACGUCAAGAUGGCCAAGAUCGAGAUCAUCAUCCGCCUGGUGAACCCGGACAACUGCAAGCAGGUUCUCUCGGAACUCAAGGAGUAUGCGACGGAGGUGGAUGCCGACUUCGCGCGCAAGGCCGUCCGGGCCAUCGGCAUCUGCGCGGUCAAGAUCGAUGCCGCCAUCGACCUGUGCCUGAAGGUCCUGCAUGACCUGAUGGCCACCCCGGUGGAGCACCUGAUCGAGGAGUCGAUUGUCGUCGUGCGGGACAUCCUCCGCCGGUACCCGGACCAGACCAGCGUGGCAAGCAUCGUGCCGGGGCUUUUCGAGCAUGAUCUCCCCGGGCUGGCUCCGCAGGCCAAGGCGGCCCUCACCUGGCUGCUGGGGAACUACUUCGACCUGAUCCCCCAGGCGGCCGCCGCGCUGGACUCUCGGGUAGACAACAUCCUCGACGAGCAGACCCCGGUCCAGCUGGCCACUCUGACUGCCUGUGUGACGGUCUUCCUCAAGCGUCCCGCUGGGGCCGAGCCCCGCAUGAAGCGCCUCCUGCAAAUGGUCACCGACUACUCGCCGAACCCGGAUCUCCGCGAUCGGGCCUACAUGUACUGGCGCCUGCUGAGCUCCAACCCGGCGGCCGCGCGCCUGCUCAUUAGCUCCACCGACAAGCCGAUUUGCGCGCGCAACCCCAUCGACGGUGGCCUCGGGCCGGUUCUCCUCCGGGAGCUCCUCUUCAACCUGGGCACCCUGGCCUCGGUGUACCACAAGCCGCCCAGCUCUUUCCUCAGCUCGACCAAGGCGCGUGCGCACAUGCCGCCCCCGUUGCCCAGCGAUGCGGGCAGCGCCGCCGCGGCCGCCGCCACCGCCGCAAGCCACCAGACGGCUGCUGCCCAGCCUGCUGCCCAGCCUGCUGCUGCUGCUGCUGCUCAGCCCGCCGGCCCGGCCAGCUACCUGGCCGAUGGCGACGCUCCGUAUGGGUCGAACUUCAUGAACCUCCUGGACCUGGACGAUCCUGCGCCAGCGCCCGGCGGUGCUCCGGUCGACAACCGGAACUCCAUGUACGGCGGGUAUGCCAUGACCGGGGGCAGCCCGUCCAUGUAUGUUGGGGCGUCGGUCACCGGGUCCGGUGGGGCAUCCGAUCUGGACACCCUCUUCGGGGGGAUUUCCCUGAUCGACAAUUCGCUCGACACCCCGACCACCCCGUCGCCCAUGGGCGCUCCCACCCCCGGGGGGGGUCUCUUCUCGGCGGACAUCGCGGCCCUCGGGGCCGGGGGCACCUUUGUCGAUCCCUUCUCGCUGGAGCUCCGCGCCCCGCUGGUCAAGCAGUCGCUGCUGCAGGCCAGCGCCGGCCGCGGCCUGGACAUCUCCGGUGGCUUUGUCCGCCGCGGUACCCAGCCCACCCUGGAGCUGACCAUCACCAACCGAGCCAUGCAGCCGAUUGGCGAGUUCUUCGUGCAAUUUAACACCAACGGCCUCGGUGCCCAGCCGGCCAAGCAGGUCGACGCGCAGAAGAUCGCCAUGCCCAACAUGACCCUGGAGGUUAGCAUCCCGCUGAGCACGUCGGCCUCGGCCGUGGCCAUGAAGGAUCCCUUCAACAACCUGCAGGUAGCUCUCAAGUCCACGGUGGGUGUGGUGUAUUUCCAGUCGCUGGCCCCGCUGCAUGUCUUCUUCAAGGAGGCCCCGCAGGCCGUGCUCACCGACAACUUCCUGGCCAAGUGGAAUGCCCUCCCGGCCGACAAUCCGGCCCUUGAGCAGCUCUCCAUCCCCCUGCCAGAGCACCAAAUGGCCACCUUCAAGCAGCGCCUGCAGGCCAACAACGUGUACACCGUGGCCGAGCGGCAGAUCGGCACCGAGGGCGCCCUCGUGAAUGUGUACUUCUCCUUUGCCGUGCUUGAGCCCACCGACACGCAGAUUCUCUUCGAGAUCCGGCUUCCGACGUCGGGCAACGUUGCGGCCACUGUGGUUGCCCGCUCCAGCGCCGGGCACGUCAUCCAGGCAGCCGCGUCCACCCUGGCGGCCCUCAUCCGCACGCACUUCAGCGAGUCGGCCGCUGGGGGUGCCUCCUCGCAUGGCGCCUUCCCUGGCAGCUUCUUCUAAGAGGCGCAUGGCGACGGCCAUGCCGGCAGAGGGAGGCCCGAUGGCGGACGAGGCGCGUGCGCAACGCAGUAUGUGUGUCUCUAGUUCGGUGGACACGCCCACUGCGCUGCACAUCAUGUGUUCCUCCUCUGCUUCUCUUCUUCCAGCCUUCCGUGGCUUCAUUUGGCGGAUCGUCAGCAUCCGGGAUUGCCCCCUCACGUGUACUUUUCUUCCCGCUGGAGCGUGUGCCCGUGAGAAGGCGUCCAUAAUCCAGGACAAUACACAUGGCGGCGCCAUCCUCCCGGAAAGGGGACCCCCUCCGAGAGUGCCUUCCCCCUUCCCACUCGCCCAAUUGCUCCCCCGCCCCUACACGCACACAUACACACACACACA
Messenger RNA from Fonticula alba, 3563 nucleotides. RefSeq lists its product as hypothetical. The record is from RefSeq and is a predicted model, not a curated record. Gene Ontology annotation, molecular function: clathrin binding. Lineage: Eukaryota; Rotosphaerida; Fonticulaceae. Gene Ontology annotation, biological process: vesicle-mediated transport; intracellular protein transport. Bases 84 to 3191 code for a protein of 1035 amino acids. The transcript has 11 exons. Gene Ontology annotation, cellular component: membrane coat; clathrin adaptor complex.